Otolemur garnettii (small-eared galago) is the source of this 876-nucleotide messenger RNA. Its product is annotated as baculoviral IAP repeat-containing protein 2-like. The record is from RefSeq and is a predicted model, not a curated record. Gene Ontology annotation, cellular component: nucleus; cytoplasm. Lineage: Eukaryota; Metazoa; Chordata; Mammalia; Primates; Galagidae. Gene Ontology annotation, molecular function: cysteine-type endopeptidase inhibitor activity involved in apoptotic process; ubiquitin protein ligase activity. The transcript is spliced from 2 exons. Bases 1 to 876 code for a protein of 291 amino acids. Gene Ontology annotation, biological process: negative regulation of necroptotic process; negative regulation of apoptotic process; positive regulation of protein ubiquitination.
AUGGCAAAGUGCCUGGUAAAGUUGUUGUCGAAUGAUGAUGAACCUAGAGAUACAACUGCCAAAGCAGGAGUGAAGACAGUUUUUGGAAGUCUCGGUCGCAAUGAUGAUGUCAAAUGCUUUUGUUGUGAUGGUGGCUUCAGGGGUUGGGAAUUUGGAGAUGAUUCAUGGGAAGAACAUGCCAAGUGGUUUCCAAGGUGCGAGUUCUUGAUACACAUGAAUGGGCAAGGGCUUGUUGAUGAGAUUGAAGGUCAAUAUCCUCAUCUUCUUGAAGAGCUAUUGUCAAUUUCAGAAACUCCUGGAGGUGAAAAUGCUGAUCCACCAAUUGUUCAUUUUGGAUCUGGAGAAAGUACUUUAGAAGAUGCAGUCAUGAUGAAUACACCUGUGGUGAAAUCUGUGUUGGAAAUGGGCUUUAGUAGAAGCCUGGUAAGACAGACAGUUCAGAGCAAAAUCCUAACUACUGGAGAGAACUACAAAACAGUCAAUGAUGUUGUAUCAGCUCUUCUGAAUGCUGAAGAUGAAAAAAGAGAAGAGGAAAAAGGAAGACAAGCUGAAGAAAUGGCUUCAGUGAAAGAACAUGCUGCAGCCAACAUCUUCAAAAAGUGUCUAAAAGAAAUCAAUUCUACAUUAUAUAAGGACUUAUUUGUGGAUAAGAAUAUGAAGUAUAUUCCAACAGAAGAUGUUUCAGGUCUGUCACUGGAAGAACAGUUGAGGAGGUUACAAGAAGAAAGAACUUGUAAAGUGUGUAUGGACAAAGAGGUUUCCAUUGUAUUUAUUCCUUGUGGUCAUCUGGCAGUGUGCCAGGAAUGUGCCCCUUCUCUAAGAAAAUGCCCCAUUGGCAGGGGUAUAAUCAAGGGUACUGUUCGUACAUUUCUCUAA